UUAGACUUAGACUAAAGCACUGCAAGUCUUUUGAGGCUCAUCAUACAUACAAUUUGAAAUGGAAUUCAACUUUGGAUUUUUCAGUGGAUGUAAGAGCUAUGUCUCAUGGAUCCGCUUGUUCUUACUUUACUCAAUCCUGUGCAUGUGGACAAGUGUAGAGUGCUGGUCCUACUUCUACUCAGACACAACGAUGAACUGGGCUGAAGCCAGAACAUGGUGCAGAGAGCACUACACAGACAUGGUUGCAAUUCAAAACCAGAAGGAGAUUGAGCACCUGAACAGCUGGCUGCCCAUGAAACAGGACUAUUACUGGAUUGGGAUUCGUAAGAUAGAUGAUAUCUGGACCUGGGUUGGUACCAACAAGGCUCUGACAGAAGAAGCAACCAACUGGGCAAAAAAUGAACCAAACAAUGGCAUGAUCACAACCACAGGGAAUUCUGAGGAUUGUGUGGAGAUGUACAUCAAAAGGAGUCGGGAGACAGGAAAAUGGAAUGAUGAGUGGUGUGGAAAGAAGAAGACUGCUUUGUGUUAUGCAGCUGCCUGUAAGAACGACUCAUGCGCCUACGGAGAGUGUGUCGAGACCGUCAACAAUCACAAGUGUGAAUGCUUUCCUGGUUUUUAUGGAGAGAGGUGUGAGCAAGUUGUUAAAUGUAGCGCAGAUGAGUUGAUCAUCCCAGAUAAGGGAAAUCUAAGUUGUACUCAUACCUAUGGGGAAUUUACCUAUGACUCCUCAUGCCAGUAUUCCUGUGAGGAAGGAUACCAGCUGAGUGUACCAAGACCUCUGAGAUGUACUGCCACUGGAAACUGGUCAGAGCCACCUCCUACAUGUAAACUGGUGCAGUGUCAAGAACUGUCCCAGUCUCCAAGGGGAUCCAUUGAGUGCUUUGAUCCUUUGGGCUCUUUCAGCUACCAGUCCACUUGUAUCUUCACUUGUGAUCAAGGAUAUGAGCUGAAUGAUUCCCUGUCUAACACUCUGCAGUGUGAAUCAUCAGGAAACUGGAAUAGCUCACAACCAUCUUGUAUCCCUGUCCAGUGCUCUACUCUCCAAGAUCUAGAAAAUGGUAUUGUCACAUGUGAGAAUGAUACAGAUAUGACAUUCAGCUAUGGAAAGACCUGCAGCUUCAGCUGUGCUCAUGGCUAUCGCCUGGCAGGAGCAAGCAGGGUCACAUGCACAUCAGCUGCUGAGUGGAGUGAACAGAUGCCUCAAUGUGAAGCCAUCACUUGUCAGAAUCCAGAAGGAGAAGCUCACCUCAUCACAGACUGUGGCAAACGUCAAACUGAACUGAAACCAAGUUCCACUUGCAGCUUCAGCUGUGAGCCAGGCUUUGAGCUGCAAGGAGCGCACAUCACUAUCUGUUCUGAAGAUGGACUGUGGAGUGAGGCCAUACCUACCUGCAAAGCUGUCCAGUGCUCUGCUGUCCAGGAUCUAAAGAAUGGCAUUGUCAAUUGUGAAGAUGGCACAGGGAUGAAGUUCAGCUACGGAAACACUUGCAGCUUCAGCUGUGAGCAAGGCUUUGAGCUGCAAGGAGCGCACAUCACUAUCUGCUCUGAAGAUGGACAGUGGAGUGAGGCCUUACCUGUUUGCAAAGCUGUCCAGUGCUCUGCUGUCCAGGAUCUAAAGAAUGGCAUUGUCAAUUGUGAAGAUGGCACAGGGAUGAAGUUCAGCUACGGAAACACUUGCAGCUUCAGCUGUGAGCAAGGCUUUGAGCUGCAAGGAGCGCACAUCACUAUCUGCUCUGAAGAUGGACAGUGGAGUGAGGCCUUACCUGUUUGCAAAGCUGUCCAGUGCUCUGCUGUCCAGGAUCUACAGAAUGGAGUUGUCAAAUGUGAAGGUGGCACAGGGAUGAAGUUCAGCUACGGAAACACUUGCAGCUUCAGCUGUGAGCAAGGCUUUGAGCUGCAGGGAGCAAACACUACUAUCUGUUCUGAGGAUGGACAGUGGAGUGAGGCAAUGCCCAUCUGCAGUGCUAUAAGAUGCCCACACCUUGAGGCUCCUGAAAAUGGAAACAUGACCUGUUCAAAACAUGAGCCAGUUUUCAGCUCACAGUGCUCAUUCACAUGCGAUCAAGACUUUGCAUUAGAUGGACAUGAGCUGCUGACCUGUGUUCAUAACGGCAGCUGGUCUGGAAAGAAACCCACUUGUCAAGCUGUCUUAUCUCGUAAUGUCACUACUGCUAUUGUGGCAGCAGGGGGCUCUGUCUUAGGCUCUGGUCUGCUAAUGAGUUUAUGGAUCUUGAAACAACUGAGAAAGAGAACAUCAAAGUUUGAGUUGAACAGCAACAGCUCUGACAUAGAUUUGCUGUAAAUAAAACAUCCACGGGUGUACAAAAACAGCAAUGAAAGCCCCAUAUAGAAAAGAGAAGAUUAGACUCAUUAUUACUGGAUAUAUGAAGAAUUUCCAUGAUUGCUAUGGAUUGCUGUUCACUUAUAGAUGUCCUCCCAGUGGGAGUUAUACAUUGAACAUAUUGCUCUAAAAUCUUUAUUAAGAUGCUGGAAAGUUGACUCACUUAUUCUUACUGUAAAUGUUGUAUUAAGUAGUGUGUGGAUUUCAAUGUCACUGAAAAGCUGUGAACAAUUUCAUUAAACUGAUAACAGUAUUUAUAUGCUAUUUAUGUAAUAGUUAAUAGUAACAUUUGUUAAUUUUGUAUGUCAAUGCUAAAUGUCUUUAUAUAUUCAUUUUUAAAUCUCAAAACACCUCUACAUCUGUGUAGCAGGAGAUAUGUUGUAUUUGCAAAACUAAUUAACACUGGUGAAUAAAAAAUGAUAAGAGA
Melanotaenia boesemani (Boeseman's rainbowfish) is the source of this 2771-nucleotide messenger RNA. It is a transcript of the gene sele, whose product is annotated as selectin E. Gene Ontology annotation, cellular component: external side of plasma membrane; membrane. Gene Ontology annotation, biological process: leukocyte tethering or rolling; heterophilic cell-cell adhesion; response to cytokine. The record is from RefSeq and is a predicted model, not a curated record. NCBI's taxonomy places the organism in Eukaryota, Metazoa, Chordata, Actinopteri, Atheriniformes, Melanotaeniidae. The transcript is spliced from 14 exons. The coding region runs from base 59 to 2305 and encodes 748 amino acids. Gene Ontology annotation, molecular function: oligosaccharide binding; sialic acid binding.